AUGCCUCAAGCUCAGCCCGAGCUAAAGAAGUAUAUGGAAAAGCGUUUGUUCGUCCAGAUCAAUGGGAACCGUAAAGUUAUUGGCGUACUUCGUGGCUAUGAUGUGUUCAUGAAUAUCGUGCUUGAUGAAGCAAUUGAGGAGAAAGCUGGUGGAGAAAAAGGCCGGCUUGGUAUGGUGGUGAUUCGUGGAAACUCGGUUGUUAUGCUAGAAGCACUCGAGCGCAUCUCGGACCGUUGA
Molecule: messenger RNA, 237 nt
Organism: Ophidiomyces ophidiicola
Lineage: Eukaryota; Fungi; Ascomycota; Eurotiomycetes; Onygenales; Onygenaceae
Gene: SMG1
Product: Serine/threonine-protein kinase smg1
Exons: 5
Coding region: 1-237 (78 amino acids)
Biological process (GO): spliceosomal snRNP assembly; mRNA splicing, via spliceosome
Cellular component (GO): SMN-Sm protein complex; catalytic step 2 spliceosome; U2 snRNP
Molecular function (GO): RNA binding
Source: RefSeq, a predicted model, not a curated record